AUGAUUGCUAAACUUCUUCAGAAGCUCCAGAACGACGGUAUCAAGUCCAUUGAAGCACAGCGGGACGCUGAGGAGAAGUGGAAGCAGGCAAUACAGGCCGCCAAUGACAGGACCUUGAUGCCCUUGACCAACUCGUGGAAUAACGGAGCCAUCGUACUAGGGAAAAUCUUCGUCGGGAACACCCUCAGCGGCGUUUCCAAGUCUCAAAACUUGGUCAUCUUGAUCCAGCAACAAACGCAAAGAUCCCCGUGGCAUGUUCCUCGGGAGAGCUCUGAAAAGGUCUUCGCAAUGUAUCUUGAGACUUUGGAACAGCCCAGAGCAAGCGCAGAAUUGACGGAGCUGUUCGAGCAAAUCACCCUUACUAUUCAGCCUCAGAGGCCGAAACUGCAUGAAUCCAAACGUAGGAACAAGUUCUGUACAUCUUUCCCCAAGUUUGAGAAAACAUAG
This is a messenger RNA of Colletotrichum acutatum, 447 nucleotides long. RefSeq lists its product as uncharacterized. The transcript has 2 exons. The record is from RefSeq and is a predicted model, not a curated record. Bases 1 to 447 code for a protein of 148 amino acids. NCBI's taxonomy places the organism in Eukaryota, Fungi, Ascomycota, Sordariomycetes, Glomerellales, Glomerellaceae.